Messenger RNA from Lucilia sericata (common green bottle fly), 2890 nucleotides. RefSeq lists its product as uncharacterized. The transcript has 7 exons. NCBI's taxonomy places the organism in Eukaryota, Metazoa, Arthropoda, Insecta, Diptera, Calliphoridae. The record is from RefSeq and is a predicted model, not a curated record. The coding region runs from base 92 to 2512 and encodes 806 amino acids.
AACCAAGUAACCAAUAACAUUAACAACCACCAAUUUUCAUUUCUUCCAUUCUUUUUCUUUCAUAAUUUUGGGGUUCCCCUCCUUUGUUGCCAUGUGGAAGAAAAUAGUCUAUAAAUUGAACCCCAUAUCAUCACAACAGCCACAGACGAUCAGUAGUACAGUAGACAGUAUGAUGUCAAAGGAACAAUUGCGUAAAGACAUUGGAAGUGAUAAGAUUCCCAUUGUUAAAUCUAUGGAUGUUUCAGCGCUUUCCUUGCAACAACUCGAAGAAUUAAUGUUGGAACACCAGCUCUCUCGAGAAGGUAGUCGUGUGGAAAUGGAAAAUGUUUUGAUUGCAUUAUUGGGUUCUAAGCAAGUCGAUAUAGUUGAAAUGGUUGCAAUUGAUACUUUGAAUGUCGUCCAAUUGGAAGAGUUAUUGAGUGGAAUAUCUCGACCGCCACCAUCUGAAGAGAAUGUUGUGGGUAAUUUAGAGAGAAAUAUUGUGGAGGAGCCUGAAAUUGAAAUUACAGCACAAGAACUGCCGGCAAUAAGUUCUCGUAAAAAAACAAUAAAAGAAGCACAGCAGGAGUUGGCCCAAAAUUGUGGUUUCCAAGAUAAAAUCAUAUGGGAUCUCCUGGGAUAUAAUGAUGCUGAUGUUAUGAAGGAAAAAAUAAAACAAUUAAUACCCGAUCAAGAAAAGGGACAAAAGUCAAUUGAAAAACUUAGAAUGACCAUUUUCGAAAGUGUAUGGGCUCAAAGAAAAUACACAAAUCGCUCAUCCAUUACUUAUAUAUUUUAUGUGAUGGUAACUAAAGAUGAAGAUUUCAACACUGCACCCGAAUCCACUGAAUUUUCAUGUCAUCCGGUAUUUCGCUGUAAAAAAUGCGAUAACAACUCCGAUAGUAGCAAAUGCUGUAUGAUUUAUGUGGACGAAACCGGCAGAGUUUAUCAGAACUGGAAAUCUUUUGUAAAUGAAAAUGUUUUGCCGGCUGGUACAAUGAUUGCACCACGCCAUGGUAUUUAUAACUUUGAUAAAUAUAAUGAUGUUAUAUUGGACAUCUAUUGUACACCCAGUGGGACAGCAGGUGCUAAAUUUAUGAAUAUGGCACAAACUGGUUCAGCGGUAGUGGGCAUUGGAGCAGCUUGCGUGCCUUUAGCAGCUUUAGCUUUGCCCGUAGCAGCUCCUAUUGUAGCUGCAGCUGGUAUAAUUGGUUUAGGCGUUGGGGCGUUUACAUCCAUAACUUCAGCAUUGAAUUUGUCUGAUCGUGCGAAGCAUGAACAGUCUAUAAGUAUAAAAGAUAGCCAAGCUAGAGGCAGUUAUCUGGGAAUGGUGGGUGGUGCGGUAGGUGUGGCUGCAGCUGGUGCCACGACCGCUAUGACGUCAAUGGCGGCAGCUGGUAAAGCUACUGCGGGUAUAGAAGUUUUUGUUAAUGGCAUUAAUAUAACAUCAAUUGUUCUAUCCGGUAGUGGUGUAGCAAAUGGUGUUUUAGAUCUAAUAUUUAAAUAUAACGAUGAUGAAAAAAUUUCAUCGCUAGAUGUUCUACAGUUAUCAGCAUCUUUGGUGUUAUUUACACAUUCACUCUAUAACUUUCAAUUGGCUUCACAAAUCGCAAAUGAUGCUCGUGUCAAAUCUAUACAAUCCUAUCGUGAAACUUUAAGUAAUCGUCAAAGAAAAAUCUUUGAUAAAAUGUCAAAAGAAACUGUACGCAUACGUGGCAAUACUCAAGGUAAAAUGGAUAUUAUACGUGGUGUUAAUGAGAUUCCCGAUCGACAAUAUUUAAAUGAUUUAUUUAAAAUUAACAAACAAUUGAAUAAAAAAAGUGUACGACCAGCUUUUGGUGAAAGUGGUAAGGGGGUGGUUUUGAAUAACGAAUUACCCGUCGAAACAUCUGUGCUAAGACAAAGUGUACAACAUCAAAAGGGGCCUAAUAUAUUGGAGCAAGUUACACAGCCCAUACCCUCUACACAUAAUUCCGAUACCUAUACAACACAAACUCCUAAAAUGGCCAGAUUACUGUAUUCAACGGGAAUUGUUGAACAAAAUAUUGAUAUGAAUCAAGAUCCCUUGAAUCCCCUAAAGCAAUCCCAAAAUGCUAUAUCUAUUUUGCGUAAUCUUGCAGUUGCCUUACCAAAUGGUGUUGUCAUAAUGCUACAGCAGUACGGCAAUAUGUUUAUGGAUAAUAUUGCCGAUGGUUAUAAAUUUAAAGAUGUUAUUUUAACUAUGGCCGACCAUUUACAAGAGCAAGUAUUGAGAUAUUUGAUGGAAUUAGCUAAAGAAUUUAUAGAAAAUUUCCUAAAUGAGAUUCAAAAAGUUUUGAGAUUAUUUAUACCCACAGAAUCAGUUUUAUAUCGUAUAUUAAUAUAUGUUACAAAGAAUUUUCAUGAUUUAAGCUAUGAAUACAUUUCAAGAAAAGGCUCUGAAAUUAAACAAGCUAUUAGGAAAUUUUAUCUAUCAUUAAAUCCAAAUAAUCCCUAUGAAUUAUCUAAGAGAUGUCCUGAUUGUCAGGGUAUGUUCUACAUAUGUCAAUUAUAAAUUCUAUAUACAUGUACGUAUAUUUACUAUAAAGGUGCCUUAAGAACCUAUAAAUAUAUAUAUAUAACACAAAAAAGUGCCUUAAAAGCUUUUACUAACACACAAAAAUUUGACUCAAAUUUUUAUCAUGACAAUUUUGAUAUUUAAAUCAUAAGUAACUAUUUACAUAUUAAUGUAUUUAUAAGCAAUAUAACUAAAUCCCAUUUUAACAAUUUUUCAAAUUUUAGUCUAUCAGAAUAAAGUAUUUCGAAUGUUUUUAACGAUAUACUACAUACAUACAUAUAUAUAUCGAUAUUUUCUAACAUGUAUUUAGUUGGCCAUGUAGGCUUUAAUUAUUUAAUGUUAAGAACUAAAGCGUAAUAAAGUUUCUGAAACGUA